AUUUUCGGCAAACAACCACCAACAUUGCAACCUCGUCAUCAGCAAACAGUCUCAUUCUGUCUACUGCGACACGCCACCGAUCGUGAAUAGGUAUCAUUAGGCUUGAUCCAGGAUACGCCUCAGGUUUCGCGCAGCGUUAGACGCUGUGAAGAUGUCGAGUAGACGUGGAGGUCGAGGCGGAGGCGAUAGGCGCAGGGAGCUUCCACGGGAUGUCCAAGUGUCGAAGAAGCUCAGUUGGCUUUUGAGACAUGGAGCACAACAAGAAAAAUUGACACUAGGGGAUGGGGGCUAUGUCAGCGUCGCGGAUGUGCUUCGAACACAAUGCAUAAAAGGCCUCAAAGUCACAUUUGACGAAAUAAAAACAAUCGUCGCCGACAACGACAAGCAAAGAUUCUCUCUCAUCCCCGCAGCUGCAGCCUCUUCCGGCAAUGCUGGAGAAUCUGCCACCGAAACCAUCGCCGAGCCGGAAGGGCUAGAUUCUGAAGACCCCAGCUGCUUCUUGAUCCGGGCUAAUCAAGGCCAUUCCAUUAAAGUGGACUCCGAGGGCCUUCUCACUCCCAUCACUGCGGAAGAUGCCCCGGGGAUUGUCAUCCACGGGACGACCAAUGCAGCAUGGCCACUGAUCCUGAAGACGGGCGGUCUGAGAAGGAUGGGUAGAAAUCACAUCCACUUUGCUCCAGGGCUACCGGCGGGUCUCAAGCCAGUUGAGCCAGUUACCAAGGACAGCAACGAAGCCGCGCAGACUGAAGCAGAGACAAAGCCUCUUGUCAUAUCAGGCAUGCGACAUUCCUCGACCAUUCUCAUCUACAUCGAUAUCACGAAGGCAUUGGAGGCUGGUAUUAAGUUCUGGAAGAGCGAUAACGGAGUCAUACUCACUGAGGGUGACGACAAAGGAUUCGUGGGCUAUCAGUUCUUCAAGAGUGUUGAGGUACGGAAUGGGGGCGGAGAGGUGCUAAUGAGAGAUGGCGUUUUACCCGAGGGAGUCGUAGUGGAUCUCAGCGCAGCAGAUGAUGAGGUUCCUGGUGGACGUGGGAAAGGAAAGAAGCGAGGCGGGGGUGGAGGGAGGGGUGGGAAGGGAAGAGGCAAGGCGACGGUCGUCGAUGACAGUGAAGAUGUGUGGGCGGGUGUCUGAUUGUUGCUGGUGAAGCAACAAUAGACUUCUUGUGAGACGUAGAGCAUAUUCUUGAGUUGCAUGGAAUGGAGUCGUGCUGGGGUCCGUCUUCCAGAAUACACGGACUAGCAUGAGUAGCUUUCUAACUCGGUCAACCAACGAUGAGCAUAGAGCACAAUAAUGUUACUAGUCUUCGAUUAUGGUAACACCCCGUU
This is a messenger RNA of Mytilinidion resinicola, 1326 nucleotides long. RefSeq lists its product as uncharacterized. The transcript is spliced from 2 exons. Lineage: Eukaryota; Fungi; Ascomycota; Dothideomycetes; Mytilinidiales; Mytilinidiaceae. Gene Ontology annotation, biological process: tRNA splicing, via endonucleolytic cleavage and ligation. The record is from RefSeq and is a predicted model, not a curated record. Bases 152 to 1132 code for a protein of 326 amino acids. Gene Ontology annotation, molecular function: tRNA 2'-phosphotransferase activity.